Eimeria mitis is the source of this 414-nucleotide messenger RNA. RefSeq lists its product as uncharacterized. The transcript is spliced from 3 exons. Lineage: Eukaryota; Apicomplexa; Conoidasida; Eucoccidiorida; Eimeriidae. The record is from RefSeq and is a predicted model, not a curated record. Bases 1 to 414 code for a protein of 137 amino acids.
AUGCAUUGGCAGAAAGGUGCCGAGAUGAGGCGGCUUGACCUGACUUGCAGUGCACCUUGCUGGAACUCGUGCUACGAGGCUAACCCUGUUUACGAGUUCGCAAGCUUCCUUCUGAUGCAUGAGCUGAUAAGGGAGGCAGGUGCAAGCAGAAACUUCACCCCCACAGAUGAGCGGCUUGCUGCAUAUGAACUGACUAGUUAUGACGGCACUUUAGCGGGAAAAAAUCUCUUGACAUACUUUCAACAAUAUUUGUCAGCAAUAUGCCCUCAGGAUCGGCCCUCCGGUGUGGGGGCAAAAAUACUUGGGCGCCUCAUCACAGUGGAAGAAACGAAAUCGGCAACGGAACAGGCUACGGCAGAAUUGAGAAAACUUAAGCAGGCGAAGCUUUCGAUGGAGCGCAACAUCGUGGCGUGA